Messenger RNA from Peromyscus leucopus (white-footed mouse), 618 nucleotides. It is a transcript of the gene Ly96, whose product is annotated as lymphocyte antigen 96. Bases 101 to 580 code for a protein of 159 amino acids. Gene Ontology annotation, molecular function: Toll-like receptor 4 binding; lipopolysaccharide binding; lipopolysaccharide immune receptor activity. The transcript is spliced from 5 exons. Gene Ontology annotation, cellular component: lipopolysaccharide receptor complex. NCBI's taxonomy places the organism in Eukaryota, Metazoa, Chordata, Mammalia, Rodentia, Cricetidae. The record is from RefSeq and is a predicted model, not a curated record. Gene Ontology annotation, biological process: positive regulation of lipopolysaccharide-mediated signaling pathway; cellular response to lipopolysaccharide; detection of lipopolysaccharide.
GGAACUUGGAAAUCACAUGACUGGUGACUAAGUUUAAUCUUUCCUCCUGACUGUCCAGUCCGAUGAUCUUCCUCGAGUGAAGUGUUGGCAAUAUUAAAUCAUGCUGCCACUUAUCCUCUUUUCUACGCUGCUUUCUCCCCUAGUUACUGAAUCUGAGCAACAGUGGAUCUGCAACUCCUCCGACGCAACUCUUUCCUACAGUUACUGCGAUAACAUGAAAUUCCCUAUUACGAUUACUGUUGAACCAUGUAUAACAUUGAAGGGAACCAGUGGAUUUAUAUAUGUCAAGUUUAUUCCAAGGAGAGACUUAAAAAAAUUAUAUUUCAACCUCUUCAUCAAUGUCAACUCUGUAGAGGUGCCAUUACGCAAAGAAGUUAUUUGCCAUGGAUAUGAUGAUCAUUAUUCUUUUUGCAGAGCUCUGAAAGGAGAGACUGUGAGUACAGCAGUACCAUUUUCCUUCAGGGGAAUAUUAUUUUCUAAGGGCCAAUACAGAUGUGUUGCAGAAGCCAUUGUAGGGGAUAAUGAAGAAAAGCUAUUUUGUUUGAAUUUUACCGUCAUUCACCACCCUAAUGUCAAUUAGAAUAAAUUGUGAAUAUAUAUGUAUUUAUUUUUGAAAAA